UUCUAUUAGCUUAUAACCUAGAGUUUUUUGUACAUCAUGCAUCAAGGCAAAGUAGAUAGAUUCUAAACAUUUUCAUUACUGAAGAAAGUAGAAGAAAGUAAGAUGAAAUUUGAGAAUUAUGAUGCCACCCUCCAAAUGUAUCUUGCCUAUAUAUAGCUUAGCUACAUAGUGAUCUAUCCAUAUCAUUUUGCAACAAAUAUAUACUUGCAAAAUCACUAGCUAGCAUUCCGUUCAACACCUUCAUUUUACUAGAUCUCUCUCUUUGUUCUUCUCUUUAGCUAGCAGCUUGAUAAGAAAGAGAUGCCAAGACCAAGAGAUCCAUUGGUUGUAGGGAGGGUAGUAGGGGAUGUAUUAGACCCCUUUAAUAGAUCAAUACCAAUUAGGAUAUCCUACACUUCAAAGGAUGUCACUAAUGGCUGUGAACUCAAACCUUCUGCUGUUGUUAGUCAACCUAGAGUUGAAAUUGGUGGUGAUGACAUGAGGACCUUUUACACUCUGGUUAUGGUAGACCCUGAUGCACCUAGCCCAAGUGAUCCUAGUUUAAGAGAAUAUCUACACUGGUUGGUUACUGAUAUCCCGGGAACAACAGGAGCAACUUAUGGACAGGAAAUCGUAACUUACGAAGCACCUAGACCAACUGUGGGGAUUCACCGAUUUGUUUACGUGUUAUUCCGUCAACUUGGUCGUCAAACUGUGUAUGCUCCAGGGUGGCGUCAAAAUUUCAACACACGAGAUUUUGCUGAAAUUCACAAUCUCGGACUGCCUGUUGCUGCUGUAUACUUCAACUGCCAGAGGGAGAGUGGCUCCGGAGGCCGUAGAAGAUGAGAAGAUAUAUCCUAAGGGGAUCAUGAAACAAAGUAAGAUAUCUUAGUAUCUUACCAAGAAGAUUAAGAACGGCACUAAUACUUUAUAUACUACUAUUUCUAUAUAGAUUGAUCAAAAUAUAUAUGUGAGGGAUGGUUUAUAUGAAUAAAUCUAUCCAUAUAAUAGUAUGAGGGGUGGUUUAUAUGAAUAAAUCUAUCCAUAUAAUAGUAUAGAUAACAAUAAAAAAGCACUCUAUUAAUUCUACUAUGUGCUUAGCGCAAUUCGUUAGAACUCAUCUCAUGACAAGGUUGUGAUUUCAAAUCUCCAUGGAAAUCUGCUCCUUUGAAGGAUGAUGUACAAUCUAAGUUUUGUUCUCAUAGAUGGUGGUUGUUUAAUUUUCAAUUUCAAUGUUGCUUGCUAGUGAUGAUUGCUCUAUAUCGUUUAAUUUUACACAUCCUCCCUCCAUGUCUCUAUGUGGGGGGCUUUGUGUUGUUUCUAUAUUGAAGUGUCUUUUGCUUGUGUUUGUAA
Molecule: messenger RNA, 1332 nt
Organism: Papaver somniferum (opium poppy)
Lineage: Eukaryota; Viridiplantae; Streptophyta; Magnoliopsida; Ranunculales; Papaveraceae
Product: protein HEADING DATE 3A-like
Exons: 4
Coding region: 301-825 (174 amino acids)
Source: RefSeq, a predicted model, not a curated record